Molecule: messenger RNA, 2528 nt
Organism: Dermacentor albipictus
Lineage: Eukaryota; Metazoa; Arthropoda; Arachnida; Ixodida; Ixodidae
Source: RefSeq, a predicted model, not a curated record
GGCAUAUAGACAGCGCAUUCUAAUAGUAUAUGGCAGGAAUCGUGCUCUUCGAGAACCUUAACAAGAGAUGUGCCGGGCUGUUCCCGCGAGGAGGUUGGCCGUUGGCCUUUCACCGCUGCUAUGCGAACGCCGUGCUCGUGUUUCUGGUCGGCGGCACGCUUCCCUCUUGGCGGACAGGGGGCGCCCUCGCUCGCUUGCUGCCCAAGGACGCUGAUGCCGAGAAAAGCAUUGAAGAACUGAUUGAGGCCCGGGGCUACCCCGUCGAGUCCCACCAGGUGGUGACGGACGACGGCUACGUACUCGGCCUGCACAGGAUACCACGCGGCAGAGUGGAUACCGAAGAGCCUACAAAGACAAGUACAGGCUCGACCACACCUGGCUGCGAUGACGCCAGCAGAGCCCCCAUGCUGCUCAUGCACGGGCUAUUAGGAUCGGCGACCAUGUGGGUGGCCAACUACGCAGACCAGAGCCUCGGGUACAUACUGGCCGACGCCGGCUACGACGUCUGGCUCGGCAACCUUCGCGGAAGCACGCUUUCCCGCAAGCACAUCAACAUCGACCCCGACAGAGACGCCAGCUUCUGGAACUUCUCGUUCCAGGAGAUGAUCGAAUACGACGUUCCCGCCAUGAUCGACUACAUCCUCCGGGAGACCGGGAAGUCCAGGCUCGGCUACGUCGGCCACUCCCAGGGGACGCUCGUCAUGUUCGGGCUACUGUCGGCGACGCCCGCCUACAACGACAAGGUGGCCCUUUUCGUGGCGCUGGCUCCGGUAACCACACCGGUUCACUCGAUUUUGAUUGCAAAGCAGCUGUUGUUAUCGAUGUCCGAAAAGCCAGUGGUGCGGAGCACGGUGAUUAAGAUGGGCGAGAUACUCAAGAACGGACCCAUGUGGAAACAGAUCGCUGACAAAGUCUGCCGCGCGGAAGAGUCAGUGUCUUUCUGCGAGACUAUGUGGAACAUCUUAUUCGGACCGUCCGUAAUGGUCAAUAAGAGCCGUUUUCACGUCUACCUGCGCCAGGUACCCGCUGGAACGUCGUGGAAAAACCUUCUGCACUUCGCUCAGCUCGUCAAGACCGGUCGUUUCUGCAAGUACGACUACGGUGCAGCAAAGAACAAGCGACUUUAUGGUCAGACCAUGGCCCCUUGCUAUCCCUUGGAGGACAUCCGCACACCUGUCGCCAUAUUCUGGGGACACGGGGACACGCUCUCCAGGCCGCAGGACAUCGACCUGAUACGUUCCCGCGUCCCCAGCGUCGUUGUCGACGAGCGUGUCGGGUCGGGCCCGUUCAACCACAAUGACUUCAUCUACGGCGUCGACGCCAAGCGCGUCCUCCACGACAGGAUCGUCCAAGUGCUUCGACAGUUCUACAGCUUGUGCCGACCGCAAUCAUCAGCGUAGACAUCUGCGCCACUCCGCGACGAUGCCAAAUCCCGAUAUCGGAUCGCAAACGCGGUCGCAUUGAGAAGUCGGCGAAGGGAGAAAUGUACCAAGUUCACGUAUAGAUCGGCAGGCUAACUUUCACAAUUCCAAAUAGUUCACCGUGUCGAGGCUGGGCAAACCGCAUAACGCCCCAAGUGAACAGAGGUUUGGGUCCCGUAUUUCCUAAAAUUCUUUAUCGUGACUGCUACGAUUGGCCAUUAAAGCGGUGAUCAUCUCGUCGAGUCAGUCACUGUCAUCAGUGGCGGCCACUCAAACACCGGCCCAUAAGAAAGUGAUGGCACGCAUUCGAAUUUUGGGAAUACAAGUCCGUUAGAUCCUGUAAAGUUAUGCACACAGUUUUGAAAUGCAAAAAAAGUGCACUGAACUGAAUAGAAAGUUAGCCCAGAGUCCAUGGGAUCCCAGAAAGCGUUUGGGAUGACAGGAUGGAGGCAAGAAAACGCAAGACGGGUAGCGGCGCCACUUCUGCUCAUCAGCUGCCUAUGACGACGUGGAGUUUAUUGACAGCGCCUGCUCGGUGCUACCCAAUUUUUCUCAAUAAAGAAAGGUUACAUUGUGCGCGAAAGACUAAACAUCGUAGGUUUCGGGAACAUUACCACAUACAAAAUAUCGCAAAAUAUGGGGACGCACACAGUGAAAUCCCCGUACAGCAGAAUUUUUACUUAGGGCCUCAAUUUUUUGUAUAAUUGUUUGUAUGGCCGAAAGUCAUUGAACUUAAGAAGAACGAACUGAAACACAAAGUUUACAAAUCUUUAACUGUACACCAUACAGAUAAGGCAGUUCUGUAAACUGAAACUAGUAGGACAUCUGAAGCGGAUAGUUUUGAUAUAUUAAAUUGUGACUCAAGUAAAAUUACUACGAUGUUUACGAGGGUUUCGCCAAAGUCCUGUUCAAAAAUGAAUGGUAUAAUUCACUGAGAGCGGAGUGUAUUACAUCAAUUUUGUCUACAUUAUAUGUCUCGAUAGGUACAUCUUAUUAAUCUUACGUUGUUGAGUUAGAGUUGUUGUAAACUUGGGGCUUCAAUUUACUUAAAUUUAGCAGCUUUUAGUAGUUGCAGAAGACUGAUGACCUAAAUCAUAUUUAAGGCGA